Molecule: messenger RNA, 2481 nt
Organism: Rotaria sp. Silwood2
Lineage: Eukaryota; Metazoa; Rotifera; Eurotatoria; Philodinida; Philodinidae
Source: the annotation of a GenBank genome assembly
AUGGAUCAAGACUUUGAUGAUGAAGAUCUUCAUUUAUUAUCUGAAAGCUCCUUACCAUUAAUGUCAACAUCAUAUACAAAUAAUACAUUUGUUCGUAAUAACAAUCGUAGGCGUUCGAUAAAAUCACAAAAAAAUAUUUCAUCUGAUAAUCAAAUUCUUCAUGAAGAAGAUACAUCUUUAUUAACGCGAGCAAAUAUAGGUGAUAUAAUACGAUUAAAAGAUGGUACAAGAAAAAAAUAUAAUGGUUCAACAUGGCGUCGUAUGUGUUCACAAGUAAAUUGUUCCUAUUAUAGUCAAAGUGAAGGUUUAUGUAAACUUCAUUUAAAUGAAUUAAAAACACAAAACUCAUCACGAAAUAAUAAUUCAACAAUUCAUAAUGAUGAUAAUAUAUUACCGAUCGAUGAAGUAUUAUCUAAACAAAAUGAACCUAAAAAAGGUGAUAUUAUAAUAUUAUUAAAUGGUAUACGAAAAAUCUAUGAUGGACGACAUUAUCGACGUAUUUGUGCUAAAUUAACUUGUACAAAAACUGUUCACGGUAAUCCCGAAUAUCAAAAUGGUUUAUGUUCAGAUCAUUAUCAAGAACUUCAUGUUAAAAAUUUAUCAGAAUUAAAAUCUUCUUCUCAAGAUACUUUAUCUACUCCAUCAAAUUCUAAAGUUUCAUCUUCAUCACGUAAACGUCGACGCCUAAAUUCUCCAUCGUCUAGUAUUCCAUCACAAGUACCCAUGACCUCUAAUAUUCAAAUAUCUAUAUCAAAACCAAAUCAUCGUCUUUCAAUAGCUGCUAUUCCACCAUCUGUUGAUAUUAAUAAUCCAAAAAAAGGUGAUAUUAUUGUAAUGGAAAAUGGUUCACGAAAAAAAUUUGAUGGUGUUGUUUGGCGUAAAAUUUGUUCAAUGUCUGGUUGUCUAAUAGCUGCACAACGUGAUGAAUUAUGUCGAAAACAUUUUCUCAAACUUAAUGGAAAACCAAAUAAUGGAUCGACUAAUGAUUUUAUCGAAUCAGUGACAAUGGUUACCCCUCUAUCGAAAAGUAUAUCAUCCAUGUCAACAUCAUCAACAGAUGAAAAAUCAGAAUCUCGAACUUCCAAAAAAUUCAAAAAUGGAUUCAUGGAUUAUGAUGAAGAACGAAAUAAUGAUAAUAUAUCAACUAGUUAUCAUGUAUCAGAUGAUGAUAAUAAUACUCAAAUUUAUCAAGAAAAUUCUUCAAUCAUUCAAGAAGAUAAUUUCGAUACACAAAUUGAUCAUACACUUAUUGAUGCACUUUCUGCUAGUCGACAAAAAUUUAUAACAAAUUAUUUAAAAAACUGGUUACGAGAACAUCGUAGUCAUCCUUAUCCAAGUAAUCAAGAAAAAAUUGAAUUAGCUAAACAAUCAUCCAUAACAUAUGAUCAAGUAACAACAUGGUUUAAUAAUGCCCGAGCGAUUCUUCGACGACGUCAAGCCAAAUUACAACAUUCUUUUGAUACUGUCAAUGAUAAUGAUGAUGAUGACGAUGAUGAUGAAUUAUCACAUGAAAAUAAAAAUUUUGUAAAUUCAAAUCAUAAAAUAUCUUCUCAAAUUCAACGAUCAUUAUCAUUAUUUAAUGGUUUAUGUUAUCGUUCAAUUGGUGUACAAUGUAAUCCGUCAACAGUAAAUCAAACAACAUCAACAUCAACAAAUUUAUCUAGUAUGACUGAUGAUGAAUUAACAUCAGAUCGUACAAUAAAAAUUAUAAGACCAUCAAAUCAUGUAUUGAAAACACUUAAUAGUAUAAAACAUAAUACUAGUCAAGAAUUUCUAUUGAAUGAUAUUAAGACUGAAGAUGAUGAAGAAUUUGGAAAAGAUCAAGAAAUUAUUAUAACAAGUACUUGUCUUGAUGAUGAUCAAAUGACUCGUUUAAAAGAAUUUUCUUCUCAAUUUAAUAUAAAAUUAUCUAAUACUGUUGAUGAAUAUACAACACAUUUAAUAACUGAUGAAGAGGAUGAAACACUUGUUUGUCCAUUAUCAAAAAAAGUUAUUCAAGCUGUUGCACGUCAUAUGUAUAUAAUAACAUAUCGUUGGAUUGAUAGUUGUCUAGCAAUGAAUAAAAUAAUUACUGAACAACCAUUUGAAAUUCAAGGAGAUUUAACACUUUCAUCGGAUCAUCAUGGUAUGCAACGAAGUCGUCAAAGUAUUUUACCAAAUAAUUUACCAAAAACUUCAUUAUUUGAAAAAUUCUCUAUUAUGUUGAAAUGUGAUGGUUGUCAAGAAAUGGUCAAUAAUGAUGAAUUAAUUGAAUUAGUUAAAUUAUCUGGAGCUAAACAUACAACUGAUUCAUAUUUUUCACGUUUACAAACAGAUUUAAUACGUAUUGUUCUUUGUGAAAAAGAAUAUUUAAUUAAUCGCAAAGAAAUUUAUGAUAAAUGUGUUCACAUUGGCGUUCAUUUUCUUACACCUGAAUGGUUUCUCGAAUCACUUGUUCAAUAUCGUAUUCAACCAUUUCAAGAUUAUCAAAUAUCACCAUAA